UUAGUAAAUAUUUGUGCGCGUUCUCUUGAAGAAAAUUGUAGGAAAAAUUAUUUUUUUUUUUUAUUUUCCUUUUUUUUUUUAAAAGAAGUUUUUCAAGAAAGAAAACCACAGGCGCCACAUUAUCGUUGCACGGUCAUGAUUGUAUGUGUUUGUACUAACACGUGGACAUUUGACUGGCUGGUUGGUUGGCUUUACCUGUUAACAUUCAGCUUGUAGCAUGGCGCGGUAUCGCGUACUACCCAGUAGGUAGUGCAUAUUAGACGGUGCACGGACUCAAAUGCGAGCAUUCGCCGGCGAGCGCUCAGCGCGAGUAGUACAAAUUGUAUAUGUAUGUGCUUAGCAGUCGCCGCUUUUCCUCAAUAUAAAUAACAUUUAACCGGCAUCACUUUAUUAAUCAAGGAAUUUCCGUGAAAAAUCGCUCAAAUAAUAAUUUUUUUUUCUCAUUCGUCAAGUGAAAAUCCUCAAAUAUUUUUCCCUUUUGGAUAUUUAAUAAAUUUUCGUUCUAAGUGAAAUUCAUGAGAAUUUAGUGUGUGCCCAUAUAUCGCAAAAAAAACGGUGAUCUUAUAAACGAGCUUCUCAUACAAAAUAAAUUUGAGAAAGAGUCUUGAGAAUUGUCAAGUCCCACGUGUCGAGACGCAUCUCUCGCGACCACUACUACCACCACCACCAUCGAUACUGUCAUCAUCGUGAAGUUACUUACUCCCGGAUAAGUCCCGAGGACGCAGAGAAAGUGAAGUGAUCGGCCAAAGAGAGAACUGGAAGCGUAGUCGAGAGCUAAGUGGCGCCUCGGCACUUUGAGUGGUUGCUCUUGUGCCUUCAUUACGCGAAUUCCUGCGGCUAUCUUCGCGACCCUCGACAAAGCAUUAUUCUGCAAAAAAAAAACAAUAAUAACCAGCAAAUUUUUCAAUUGCACAAAAAAUUUAAAAUGAAAAAAAGGACCAAUUUUUCAAAUUAAAAUUUAAAAGCAAAAAAAAAUUAUUUAAAAAUCUCAUUUAAUGAUAACCGCAAAAUGUUUGAUAAAUGAGAAAAAAAAAAUGAAUAAAGGAAGUUGUGGCUGGUAAUUUAGCUGGUAAAACGUUCCAUUUUGCAAAAGAAUAAUUACAAAGCGGUACAAAGAUAUCGCGCAUAUUUUGAAAUCCGCGGAAAAGUGCGUGUGCCACUUGUUUACACGCAAAAAGGAAACAAAAAAAAAAAAAAAAAAAGAAAAUUUACGCGUCCAGGUAAUCUCAAGAGUGAAUAAAUUUUUGCGGUGGACCGCGAAAGAGAGAGAGAGAGAGAGAAAGAAAAAAAAAAGUUUCUGCGAAGUUGCGGGCAAAACGACAACGACAACCAAAGGUAAAAGGGAAUCCGAUCCCGAGUUAGAUGCAAAUCAGUGACAGUUGGCGCGUAUUGUCGUGUUUGUAAACACUUUUAUCAAAGCACAAAUCUUCAAGUGAACAUAAGACUCGCCUUUACCCCUCCCCCCUCCCCUUCUUUAUCAUUUGAAGUGGGUCAGUGUCCUCCUCUUUAUACAUAUAUAGAUACAAAAGAGAGAAAGACCGCAUUGUGCUUUAAAAAAAAAAAAAAAUGUGAGUGAGAAUCGCGCAAUAUUAACCAUUUUUUUUUUGAGAAGAGAGAAAAAAUAAAGAAGAGAAAAGUGAUAAAAAAAAAAAGUGGGAGAUCAUCAUUCAAGAUAUAAAUGUAUAAUGUAUCCAUGUGCUUCAAAUGACACCUAACAUUUCGCCCUGCCAGCUGAUGACAAACGUCAACAGGAUAAGGGUGGUCGUCCUCGGCGGCCCCAGAGUCGGCAAAUCUGCCGUCGUAGUGCGAUAUUUGACGAGACGUUAUAUCGGCGAAUACAGCUCAACCAGUGAUUUCCUCUACCGGCACAGCGUUCCUAUCGAUAAUGUUACUACCGAGGUCGAGAUACUGGACACUUCCAGGUGCGAGGAAAACAAUUGUCUUUACUCGCAUAUAAGAUGGGGUGAGGCAUUCGUCAUUGUUUACAGCGUGACGUGCAAACAAAGCUUUCAAGAGGCGAGAGGACUUCUGAAACAAUUGGCGGACCUUCGUUUGCCAUCUUAUUUUACCGCCCUUCUACUUGGUAACAAACGAGAUCUCGAUCAUGCCCGUGAGGUGUGCGUGGACGAGGGUCAGCAAUUAUCCUUGGCCCAUGGUUGUCAAUUUUACGAGGUUAGUGCCGCAGAAAGUCCGGCAGGUGCGGCCCUUGCCUUUCAAGCUCUUCUUAGGGAGGCUCGUUCCGUUCAACUAUUACGAGCAUUACCCAUUAGACGUAAGCUCGGUGUUCAUUCAGUAUCAAGGGUAUUGGGUACAAUAUUCGGUAAAAAUACCACCAAGGACCGAAAAAAGAGACCCUCAUUAAGUAUAUGACGCCUUCUGUGCGCCCUCCUCCUCGGAGGACGUGACGAUCCCGAAAAAGGAACCAAUAUUGUCAUACUCAGCAGUAAUGUUUACGCUAAUCGCUGAUGAGAUACGAUAAUUAAAUCUCGGUUCUAAAAGUUGAAUUAUUUUCUGGGGAUGACCCUAGGGAAAAACAAAAAGAAGAAGAGGAAGAAUCUCUCCAAGCUCUCAGGCCCUCUGCAAAAAAAAAAAAAAAAAAAAGAAAAGGAGGUGGGGAAAAUUUUGUGAUCACUCUAUAUAUAAUCAGAGGACAAAUGAUCUGAGUUGGUGGAGUUUUUCUCUUGCAGUUGCACGGAGAUUCGUCACGAGGAUUAGGACAGAGCUUGUCACGUGACCAGAUUGGAGAAAAGUAUUAAAGAACAUUAUUGAUAAAGAAAAAAAAAGAAAAAAACGAUUUUCUGAUGUUUUUCAAAUUGAUAUAUAAAUGUGAAACCAAAGAAUUUGCGUAUAAUGAUGAUGAAGGUGAUGGAUAAUAAUUUUACCCCGUUAGGUAAACAUUGCCGUUUUGUAUUAAAUUUAUCUAAAGAUCUCUUAUUAAUAUAAUUUCAUUUGUCUGUUUCCCAAAGAUUUAAAAAGGGGAGCGUAACGUAAGCUUUGUUUUGUUACGAUUUUGGUUGGGUUAUACAGAAUCAAAAUCGGAUUUUGAAGUUAGAAACAAACUGUGUACAAUUUAAAUUCAAAUUUUGGAAUCGUCAAAAUUGUGUACAAUUUCUGCUCGGCUUUCAGAAUCCGAAUCAAAACUAUUUUCAGUUUGAAUUCUGAUUUUAGAAUCAGAAUCUGGAUUUUAAAAUCAUCGAAACUUUACUGUUACUAUUCGAAUUUAAGAAUCAGAAUCAAAACUAUUCUGAUUUCAGAACCAGAAUCAAAAUCCGGAUUUUAAAAUUAUCAAAACUGCACAGUUGCUAUGAAAACCUAAGAAUCAGAAUCAAAACCAUUCUAAUUGCAGAACCAGAAUCGAAAUCCGGAUUUUAAAAUCAUCAAAACUGUACAGUUUGCUAUUCGAAUUUAAGAAUUAGAAUCAAAAGCAUUUUCAGUUUAAAUUCCGAUUUCAGAACUAGAAUCAUAAUUGGGUUUUAGAAUCAAAUUCUGUUUUUUCGAAGCAAAACAAAAUUAUUUUCUAUUUCGUUAUGUUCCCUGAAUUCAAUAUUAUCUAAUUCCUAAAGAUCUAAUUGUUUUGUUACCCAAAAACCAUAUCAAAUAAACAGACAUUUUUCGGUACAAUUAAAAAAAUGUCAAAAUAAAAUUAACAAAAAAUCUGAGCCAAUUAUUUCUAUUUUUAUUAUUAUUAUUUGUAUAUAUUUAUAUAUUGAGAGGCAAUGACCGUUCGUUCUCGGGUUAAGAAACCCUUCUCAUCCAAAAUUAGAAGGGAUUAGCGUUCGACAACCGGAAAUCUUUAGUGAGAUGUGGAAAUAUUGAACGCACGUGACAAGGAUGAAGUUCCUGCAAGGUGAGAGUGGCGCUUGUACAGGCAUUACUCGAAAGAGUUAACGUGGACAUUUGUAUACGCAUCUUUUCAAGUGUCGCUAGUCUGAUAUUCAUUCUAGGUGGGUGAUUAUAGACUCGGACAUUCCAUCGACAUUUCGAUGACAUUCGCGCGAUUAAUCAUCGGAAAACAAGAAAAAAAAUUAUAUGAUAAUAAAUAUAUAUAUCUAUAUAUAUAUGAGAAGAAGUACUUUUGUUUUAAAUUUACAAAUGUUUCUUCAAAUAUUUUCUACCAACAGGUUACCUGAACUUGAUAGUCUUACGAUAGUCAAUUAGUUGUAGAAUAUUAUAAUUUACGGAAUUAAAAACUAAAGUUUACUGAUGGUUUAAAAAUGAAGAAACAUUUGAUUUUUAAAACUGCAAAACAAAACUAUGUCAUUUCAAUAAAAUGUUUUCUAAUUUGCGUUUACAAAUAUAUAUUUUUUUUAAUAUUCGCAGUUGAUACAGUUAAUUAAAAUCAGUUAAUAAAUUUACAUUUUAAUAAUUAUUUUAUCAAAAUGAAUUAAUGAACUAUGGUUUUCUUUCAUUUUUUUUUAAUUCUCUUUUUUAUUAAAUGAAAUUAUUUUUAAAAACGUUCUUAUUGAAUUGACAAAUUGAGUGCUUUUUGAUAAAACUUUCUCAUAAUAAUAAAGAAGAGCAUUUAAUGUAAAUACUCGAAUUUAAUUUUGAAAUAUAUAGUAUACGAAAAUAUAAGAAUUCGAAGAGAACGAUACAUAUCAGCAAACGAUACCCGCUUGUCUUUCAAAAGAAAAAAAAAAUUUAUUAAUAAAAAUCACGAGCCAAGGAAACAAAUUGUGAUUUUCUGAUUGAUCGUCAUAAAAUUUUGUAUUAUAUCAGAUGUGUUUCAAAAAGUGCCUUUAUCAAUUAUAAUAGUGUUUAAAUAUUGCCACGAGUGUGCUUUUAAAUAUAUAUAUAUAUAUAUAUAUAUUGUAAUUAUAUUUCACUCAGGAAAAAAAGAGUUUCACGAAUCUCUCGAGGAUUUUAAAUGUUUACAACUGAUAGUGCACUCGGGAAAUUCCAAUACGAUUUAGUGUUCUGAUAACGAAUAUCUUUUAAUAAAAAUAAAAUUUCUAUACUCCUUUUCAUGCGCAUAAAUUUCAUUUAUUUUUUACAAAAAGGUUUGCAAAAACUUUUCCAUGAAGCUGCAAAUAUAUUUAUACAUAAUAUAUAUAUAUAUAUAUAUAUAUAUAUAUAUAUAUAUAUAUAUAUAUAUAUUAAACUUUGAUGUUCCUGAAUUUCUAGAUUAUAAUUGUAUGUAUGAUCAAUGAUGACACAUAAUAUAAGAAUGCAGGAAAGAUGAUAAGAAUGCGAAGAAAAAAAAAUUUGUAAUUUUGUGUACAUAUUGAGACAAGUGGAUGCGAUAUGUGUUUGCUUUGCAUUUCGUUAGAAGCUUCUGAAAACACUUACUUUAAACCAAAAGCAAUAAUUUUUGAGGAAAAAUUAAAAUUAAAUAAAAUCGAAAAUUUUAUAAAUGCACUUUCAGUUAAAUAAAAUUUAUAAUGGAAAUUUAGUGAAUUUUAAAAAAGCAAUAAGUAGACAUUUUUUUCUAAUUCAUAAAAAAUUAUUUUUCAAUUUACGUAUUUAUGAAAAAAUUUCUCAUUUUUUUAUGAUUUUUAGUGAGUGUUUUUCCAGACACAAUACGUAAUUUAUUCCAUAUCGAAGGAACCAUUAAGUAGUGAAUAUUGCUACAUUAACGGUAUUAUUUUAUUGUAUAAAAAUUUGUAAAUAUUUUUUUUUCCCCAUUUUGAUAUACGUACGAUUGUAAAACUAUACUUAAUUGUCAGUAAAGGAAACUGAUAUCAUCGACGACGUUGUUGACAAUGUUAUAUGCGAAAAAAAAAAAGAAAUUCUAACACUUUUUUACAUCUAGAGAAAAAUCAAUCGUCAAAUUUUUAACGAAAUAUUAAAUUCUAAUUUUUUCGAUUCACAUUUUAUUUGAAGAAAAAUUGUUAUAAUUUCUGAAAUUUUAUACCUUAGCCAAAAAGAAUAAACGCCAAAACAAUUUAUUAAAGAAUAUAUGUUUUCUUUUUUUUUUUUUUGCUUUAAAAUUUAUUAUUUUUCUGUAGAUGUAUCUUUGCAAGUAGUCGCAAGAUUUUAAAUACAUUCCAGAAUGUGUGUAUGUGUGUUUUAUUUUACAAUUUUAAGGAAACGUCGUUCAAAACGUAUUUUAAGUGCUAGUCACUUGUUAUUGUGAAAAUAAAAAGAAAAAAUAAAAGUUCUCUAUAGUUAAUAUUAUAUAAUA
Leptopilina boulardi is the source of this 6124-nucleotide messenger RNA. RefSeq names its product ras-related and estrogen-regulated growth inhibitor-like. Gene Ontology annotation, molecular function: GTP binding; GTPase activity. NCBI's taxonomy places the organism in Eukaryota, Metazoa, Arthropoda, Insecta, Hymenoptera, Figitidae. The transcript has 6 exons. Bases 1705 to 2370 code for a protein of 221 amino acids. The record is from RefSeq and is a predicted model, not a curated record.